GACGCGCGCCCCAAAAGGACAGCGCAAGGCAAAACCAUGGACGCUUCCUUCUUCUUCCCUACUCCACUCCGCCGCCUCCCAAACCCAAUCCCACCGCCGCCGCCAUGGGCGCCCGCGCCUCCCGCCACCGCCACCAAUCCCCCUCCCAAUCCCAAUCCAGCGACGACUCCCAGUCCCACCACAAGCCACGACCCAAGCCCAAGCCCAAGCAUCACCACCAACCACCACAACCCCCUCCGCGGCAUCAGCCCCGCCACCACCACCACCCACCCCCGCAACGCCCUCCGCCGCAACAUCAACAACAACACCAGCAGCAGCACCAUGCGGCGGCGGCGGCGGAGGACACGGGCCGGGUCCUGGGCCGCCCGCUGUCGGACGUGCGCGCGACCUACACGUUCGGCCGGGAGCUGGGCCGGGGCCAGUUCGGGGUCACCUACCUAGCAACCCACAAGUCCACCGGCGCGCGCUACGCCUGCAAGUCGAUCUCCGCCCGGAAGCUGUCCCGCGGGGACGACGCCGACGACGUCCGCCGCGAGGUGCAGAUCAUGCACCACCUCACGGGCCACCGCAGCAUCGUCGAGCUCAAGGGCGCCCACGAGGACCGCCACUCGGUCAACCUCGUCAUGGAGCUCUGCGAGGGCGGGGAGCUCUUCGACCGCAUCAUCGCCCGGGGACACUACUCCGAGAGCGCCGCGGCGGCGGUCUGCAGGGAGGUGGUUAAUGUCGUCCACUGCUGCCAUUCCAUGGGGGUCAUGCAUCGGGACCUCAAGCCGGAGAACUUUUUGUUUCUGAAUAAGCGGGAGGACUCGCCGCUUAAGGCUACUGAUUUUGGUCUCUCCGUCUUCUUCAAGCCCGGGGAGCAGUUCAGGGAUCUCGUUGGGAGCGCCUACUAUGUGGCUCCGGAGGUGCUAAAGCGGCGAUAUGGAGCUGAGGCGGACAUAUGGAGUGCUGGAGUCAUCCUCUACAUUCUCCUCUCCGGUGUCCCUCCUUUCUGGGCAGAGAAUGAGGAUGGUAUAUUCGAUGCUGUUCUGCAAGGUCAUAUUGAUUUCUCAUCUGAUCCCUGGCCAUCAAUUUCACACGGGGCUAAAGACUUGGUCAGGAGGAUGCUGCGGCAGGACCCCAAGGAGCGCCUCACUGCUGCUGAAAUUUUGAACCAUCCAUGGAUUAGAGAGGACGGAGAGGCCCCAGAUAAACCACUUGAUAUUACAGUGAUCAGUAGAAUGAAGCAGUUCAGAGCAAUGAACAAACUUAAGAAGGUUGCCUUGAAGAUUGUUGCAGAAAGCUUGUCAGAAGAAGAGAUCGUGGGCUUAAAACAAAUGUUCAAAUCCCUGGAUACUGACAACAGCGGGACAAUUACUCUUGAAGAACUACGGGCUGGAUUACCAAAGCUCGGUACCAAAAUUACUGAAUCAGAAAUAAGACAGUUGAUGGAGGCAGCUGAUGUUGAUGGAAAUGGGACCAUUGAUUAUGUUGAAUUCAUAUCGGCAACGAUGCACAUGAAUAGACUAGAGAAGGAGGAUCACAUAUUUAAAGCAUUUGAAUAUUUUGACAAGGACCACAGUGGCUACAUAACAGUUGAUGAGUUGGAAGAAGCCUUGAAGAAGUAUGAUAUGGGUGAUGAGGCAACAAUCAAGGAAAUCAUUGCUGAAGUGGAUACAGAUCAUGAUGGGAAAAUAAACUACCAAGAGUUUGUUGCCAUGAUGAAAAACAAUAGCCCAGAGAUUGUUCCAAAUCGACGCCGCUUGUUUUAAGUCUUUCUGUGGUUGAUGUGAAGCUUAAGAUUUCUGCGAGUCUUACCGAGACAAUGACUAUUCAAGAUCCAUGUAACUGAAUGAGCGAAGCCAUUCAUAAAUACUCAAGCGCGGAAUGCGGUCAGGUAUUUGCAGGCGAUUCCUUAUGCUCGGACUGACUAUCAGUCAUGGAUGACUACUGCAGCGUGUGCUCUAAGUUGGGUGGCACUUUAUGAGCUUCCAUGUUAUACCACUUCAUCUUGUGUAAACGUGUGGGGUGUGCCUUCUGGUGUUGUGUCCCUUUCACUUGAUCAUUUGUGUAAAAGAAAAGGCUUUGUAAAGCACUCCCAAAUGAUCAUAUAAGGCAAGAUCAUGUUUUCUAAUGAAUAUAGCGCAAAAUGCUUCUGCCCUUGUAA
Brachypodium distachyon (stiff brome) is the source of this 2146-nucleotide messenger RNA. RefSeq names its product calcium-dependent protein kinase 15. Bases 105 to 1751 code for a protein of 548 amino acids. Gene Ontology annotation, biological process: intracellular signal transduction; protein autophosphorylation; peptidyl-serine phosphorylation. Gene Ontology annotation, cellular component: cytoplasm; nucleus. The record is from RefSeq and is a predicted model, not a curated record. NCBI's taxonomy places the organism in Eukaryota, Viridiplantae, Streptophyta, Magnoliopsida, Poales, Poaceae. The transcript has 8 exons. Gene Ontology annotation, molecular function: calcium ion binding; calcium/calmodulin-dependent protein kinase activity; calmodulin binding.